This is a messenger RNA of Neocloeon triangulifer, 1739 nucleotides long. RefSeq names its product BMP and activin membrane-bound inhibitor homolog. The coding region runs from base 90 to 884 and encodes 264 amino acids. The record is from RefSeq and is a predicted model, not a curated record. Lineage: Eukaryota; Metazoa; Arthropoda; Insecta; Ephemeroptera; Baetidae. The transcript has 4 exons.
CUGCGGCGCCGCGGCCGCCGCAGUGAUCGGAGAGAGUUGCUUUCGGACGGUCGCACUUUCGGUCGGACGCGCGUUGUUGCAGCUUCGAGAUGGUGUGGCCGCAGGUGCUGGUGGUGCUUUUGUGGGGCGUGCAUGCGAUGCGCGGCUCCGGCCUGCUCGACGCCGAAACCCUCGUCGCCGAAACCAUCGGCGACGCCGUCAAACUGCAACACCUGCACCACCACCAGAACGUGCACCACCACAAACACGCCGACCACGUCAAAGGCGAAACGGUGUGCUCAUGCAAUCACAACAGCUGCGUCACCACCAAUUACAUGUGCAAGACGCGUCUCGACGCGGGAUGCUUCUUCAUGAAGAACAAAACGGUCACCAGCUACGGAUGCGUCGACCAGCUGUCCGAGUAUGAGAGGUUGACGUGCAAGAUCCACCCGACCCUUCCGAAGACGAGGGGCCACGUGGAGUUGAUGUGCUGUCAGCAGGACAUGUGCAACUACGAGAUCAUCAAGGGCAACUUUGGUUCAGACAUGACCGAGAGCCUGAGCGGAACGCCGCCGCCGUACCUGGACGAGUUCUGGCUGAAAGUGGCGCUGAUCGCGGUGCCGCUGUGCGGCGGCGUCAUCCUGGUGGUGCUGGUGGUGCUCGCGUGCCGAAUCCUGCAGCGCGACUCCAAGUACGGGGAGGCGCACCUGCGGUCGGGCUACUCGCAUUGCCGCGACUCGGACCCUGGCAACGCGAACCGCCACUCGAAGGCGCGCCUGCUGCUGCUGGACGACGCGACGCCCUCCUGCGGAGACAAGCCGCGCAUCUACAAGGGCCCGCAGGACCCCAAGGUCAUCACGUGGGUCAUCGCGUCGCAGCACGGCGACAAGCCCAGCGCCGUCUGAACACGGUUGUGGGACACUUACGCUACUUUCUUGUGAUAAAUAGUCAUUAAUUGCGAGUGGACGACGACUGUGUGUGCACCAAGAGUGGACAAAUAAAAGCUGCCUUAGAGAGGAGGGAAUCGGCCAGCAAUUGUGUUUCUGCCACGCGACUGAUUAUUAUUUUUCUAUUGCGCGCUCUUUGAUUGUUGUUUGACAAGUAAAAUUAGGGGUCAUGUGAUACACGGUGAGAAGCCAUGCCAUUCCCAGGUACUUAAUACAAUACAAAAUCUGUUAAUUUUGUGGCCAAAUUCAACACACACUCUGGCGGUGAUUCAAGUGGGGCAAUCUUGCUGAUCUGAUUCCAGUUUUGAAUCUCGACGGUCCGGUGGAAAUGUUUACUUGAGAAAUCUCUCGGCACAGCUAAAAGUUUGUCUCUCCAAAAGUAAAAAUGAGAUUGAGCGAGUGAGUUUUGUACAUAACUACUGUAAAACGGCAACAACCGCUCUUAAGUACUUGAUGUAAAUAUAUACAAUGUAAAUUGCUACGACACGUGUGUGUUGUCUUGAUUAAUUAAGACUAGGCAAGUCAGUAAGUUUAGAUCCUGAUUGUUGACUUGACGCAUCUCUUCGUCAGACUUUAAAAUAAAAAAAACUUGCCAGUUAAAUUCAUCAAUGUUGAAAACAAAAAUUUCCUAUAUACUGAGAACGAAUACAUAGUGCCUCACUUAUUGUCAGAGGUGAUUCAGCGUUGUGUCAAAAACCAUGCUAUUUUAAUACUUGAGAGAAUCGCAGAAAUAUAUUAUUGUACUACUACUUCCAAUUAUUUAUUACGGAUGUAUCGUCAACAAGAAUAAAAAAAACACACAUGUAAAUUGCA